CAAAUGGAGAAYGCUGAUGCAGAGAGAGAUAUCUACGAUGAGCUUCUCACCCAGGCUGAGAUCCAGGGCAACAUCAACACGGUCAAUGUGAGCAAUGCCCUGGGUGCAGCUGAGCAGGCUCUGAUGGGUGGAGACGAGGAGAAGCUGUACUCUGCUCUGAAGGCUGUCGGGGUUCAGAACCUGCAGCCUCAGAACAAAGGCUGGUACCUCAAACAGCUGCAGGGUGAACGGGACAAUAAAGAGCAGACGUCUCCAGGAGAGCCUUUAACGAAAGAUGAGCUGCAGAGCGGUGUGGACGUGGCUAAUGAGGUUGCAGAAGGCUACAGAAAGAUGUUGAAGGCAGUGGAGCGCAUCAACAAUGCCAUCAGAGCGGGCGUGCCAGAGAAGACUGUGGAGGAGCUGAUGAACCCYGACGCCCAGCUGCCUGAGGUCUAUCCGAGCGCCGCAGAUCUCUACCAGAGGGAGCUGGCAUGUCUGCAGCAGCAGAGCCAGGAGGGCAACCUGACCCACCCUGAGCUGCUUGUGGCUGUUGAGAUGCUGUCCUCCGUGGUGYUGAUGAACCAGGCUAUGGACGUUGGAGACCGAGCGGCUCUUUGGAAACAGCUGUCCAGCUCAGUGACGGGCCUGAGCAACGUGGAGGAUGAGUACGCUCAGAGGUACAUGGACGAACUGAUGCGUCUGAAAGCUGCAGCCAGAGAGGAAGGAAACGACUUUCUGACCUGGAAYGACAUCCAGGCCUGCAUCGACCAAGUGAACCUGGCUGUGCACGAGGAGCAUGAACGAAUUGCAGCUAUUGGCCGUAUCAACGAGGCGCUGGAUGAAGGGGACCCCAUGAAGACCCUGGAAAUGCUGCAGAACCCUGCAGCCAAGCUGACAGACGUGGACCCCCCUGUGGCUCAGCACUACCAYGACAUCCUGCUGGAGACGCGCAGAGAGAAGGCUCAUGAGACACAGGAUCCCUCUGCUGUGCUGUGGCUGGAUGAGAUCCAGGAUGGUAUUUUAAGGUCRAACCAGAAUACAAAGGAUGCCUUACAGUUCUCUCAGUCCAUCCAGGCCAUUAAUGAGGCAGUGGAAGGUGGAGAUGCAGCUCAGACUCUGGCUGCUCUGCGUAAUCCUGGAGCAGGACUUUAUGGCGUCACUCAGGAGUGUGCUCAGACCUAUCAGGACGACUUGGCCAAAAUUAAAGAGGACAAAAAGAAAGAAGGAGAYAAUGGCAGUGACUGGGUGCAGCACUGGGUGAAAGGAGGACACAACUAUUUCUACAACCUGCAGACCAAGGAGGGCACGUGGGUGCAACCAGAGGGCUUUGUACCAAACAACACCCAGCUUAACAAAGAGGACAUCCAGGGGGUGGUUUCUGGGGUAACCACAGCUUACAACCGAGAACAGCUCUGGUUGGCCAAUGAGACUCUAAUCACAAARCUUCAGGCUCGUUGUCGAGGUUACAUGGUUAGAAAAGGCCUGAAGGAGAGGAUGGACUUCCUGAAAUCCCAAGACCCAGCUGUCACACGCAUACAGGCCCACUGGAAAGGUUACCAACAGAGGAAGGCCUUUAAAGAGCGCAAGGAUUACCUGAAAGAUCACACCGAAGAGGCUGUGAAGAUCCAGUCCAUGGUUCGCAUGCAUCAAGCUCGUAAGAAGUACAGGGAUCGUCUCAAGUACUUUGAAGAUCAUAUCGAUGACGUGGUKAAGAUUCAAGCUUUCAUUCGAGCCAACAAAGCYAGGGAUGACUACAAGACUCUAAUCAGCGCUGAGGACCCGCCCAUGGCCGUGGUGCGGAAGUUCGUCCACCUGCUGGACCACAGCGAUCAGGACUUCCAGGAGGAGCUGGAGCUGAUGAGGCUCCGUGAGGAGGUGGUCACAAACAUCCGCUCCAACCAGCAGCUGGAGAAUGACCUGAACCUGAUGGACAUCAAGAUCGGCCUGCUGGUGAAGAACAAGAUCACCCUGCAGGAGGUGGUGUCCCACAGCAAGAAGCUGACCAAGAAGAACAAGAGYCAGCUGUCAGACAUGAUGAUGAUGAACAAGCAGAGGGGGGGCCUGAAGGCUCUCAGCAAGGAGAAAAGGGUCAAGCUGGAGGCCUAYCAGCACCUCUUUUACCUUUUACAGACCAACCCAACGUAUCUGGCCAAGCUGAUCUUCCAGAUGCCACAGAAUAAAUCCACAAAGUUCAUGGAUUCUGUCAUCUUCACUCUGUAUAACUACGCCUCAAACCAGAGAGAGGAGUACCUGCUUCUCCGACUGUUCAAGACCGCUCUGCAGGAGGAGAUCAAGUCAAAAGUGGACCAGAUGAAGGAGAUCGUCACAGGAAACCCAACGGUCAUAAAGAUGGUGGUGAGCUUCCACAGAGGUGCGCGGGGACAGAACGCUCUGAGACAGAUCCUGGCUCCGGUUGUCAAGGAGAUCAUGGACGACAAAACGCUGAACAUCAAGACGGACCCKGUGGACAUCUACAAGGCCUGGGUGAACCAGAUGGAGACGCAGACGGGAGAGGCCAGUAAGCUGCCUUAUGAAGUUACUCCAGAACAAGCGAUGGCCCACGAGGAGGUGAGGGCAAGACUGGAGGCCUCCAUCAAGAACACAAAGACCAUCACUGACAAAUUUCUGUCUGCAAUCAUCGUCUCAGURGACACGAUUCCGUAUGGAAUGAGAUUCAUCUCCAAAGUGCUGAAGGACACUCUGCACGAGAAGUUCCCUGAUGCUACAGAAGACGAGCUGCUCAAGAUUGUGGGGAACCUUCUGUAUUACCGCUACAUGAACCCUGCCAUCGUGGCGCCUGACGCCUUCGACAUUAUCGAGAUGUCCGCUGGYGGUCAGCUGACAACCGAGCAGAGGAGAAACCUGGGCUCUGUGGCCAAGAUGCUGCAACAUGCCGCUUCCAAUAAGAUGUUCCUGGGAGACAACGCACACCUGAAUCCCAUCAAUGAAUAUCUCACUGCAUCCCACCAGAAGUUYAGGCGUUUCUUCCUGGCAGCAUGUGACGUUCCCUCACUUGAAGAUAAGUUCAACGUGGAUCAGUACUCUGACCUGGUCACAGUCACCAAACCUGUCAUCUAUAUCUCCAUUGGAGAAAUCAUCAACACUCACACUCUGCUGCUGAACCAUCAGGACGCCAUCGCUCCAGAACACAACGAUCCUAUCCACGAGCUGCUCGAGGACCUGGGUGAAGUUCCCACUGUGGAGUCUCUCAUUGGUGAGAAUCCUCUCCCCCCCGAUGACCCCAACAAGGAGCUGAUGGGGAAGACGGAGGUGUCUCUCACACUCACCAACAAGUUUGAUGUUCCUGGAGAGGCCAAUGCUGAGAUGGACGCCAGGACCCUCCUGCUCAACACCAAGAGGCUCAUCGUGGAUGUGAUUCGCUUCCAGCCUGGAGAGACUCUGACUGAGAUCUUGGAUUUGACAGCCAGCCCAGAACAGGAAGCAGAGUAUCAGCGAGCCAUGCAGAGGAGGGCGAUCAGAGACGCAAAGACUCCAGAGAAGAUGAAGCAGGUGAAACCAGUGGUGGACGACAGCCUGACCCUGCAGGGCAAAAAGGACAAGAUCAAGAGUAACCUGCAGAGGCUGGCAGAGCUGGGAAAGGUUCACCYCGAGAACCGCUACCAGGACCUGAUCAACGACAUCGCCAAGGACAUCAGGAACCAGAGGCGUUACCGUCAGCGCAGGAAAGCUGAGCUGGUGAAGCUUCAGCAGACCAACACCGGCCUGAACUCAAAGACCAGCUUCUACCACAUGCAGAUCGAUUCUUACAAUCAAUACAUCAAAACCUGCAUGGACAACCUGGCCAGCAAGGGCAAGUUGUCGAAGAAACCAGGUGACAACAAGGCCAAGAAGAGCAAACAGGUUUCCCAGAAAUACACAGCAUCUCGGCUCCAYGAAAAGGGUGUCCUGAUUUCAAUAGACGAUCUGCAGCCCAACCAGUACAAGAAUGUUAUUUUUGAGAUCUCUCCAUCUGAGGCUGUGGGAGUAUUUGAUGUCAAAGCCAAACUCAUGGGCGUACAUUUGGAGACAUUACAGUUAGAAUAUCAGGACCUCCUGCAGCUGCAGUACGAAGGCGUGGCGGUGAUGAAGCUCUUCGACAGAGCCACUGUCAACGUCAAYCUGCUCAUCUUCCUCCUCAACAAGAAGUUUUAUGGCAAAUAGUAAAAACCAGAAGAGCAAAGGGCUACAGACAAUGCAUUUUCAUCACAAAACUAGCCUCUAAGGGGGCGGUGUAUGUAACUUUGUCUCUACAUUCCUUACUGCACUUUUCAGCUGUGCCUAUGCAAAUCUGUGCUUUUUUUCCUCUCUCUCUCUGUGGACCACCACAUGUGCUUUACUGUUAUUGUCCUUCCGUCUUACUGUAACUGCAUCUUGGUCAUAAAUGUGUAUUUUUGCUUUCAGUUUUAUGAAUAUUAUAUGCAUGGCUUUGAAUAAUUAUAAAAACUAUGUAAAGAUAUCUAUGUUUUUGUAGCUGUUGCUAAAUCUUUUCAUUUCACUUGCCUGAUGAGCGUGUUUGAUAAAGGCCUCAGUGGGACGGUGGUACACGGCAGCAGGUUGGAGUCCAGGUUUUUAUCUUGUACUGAACAAAUAAAAGCAAAUAUGGAGAAAUGAUGCACUUCUUUUCUUCUAGACAUAAAACUCUGUAGUUAACUGUUCUCACAUUAUUAUUAUUUUUUAUGAUUUGAUGUUUACACAUCUGAUCUAUAGAGAGAACUGGUUGUAUAUUUGAGUAGAAAAUCUGAUGCUGUCUUCAAAACCGUUUUUAUAAAUGUAUUUCCUGAUCAUGAGUCACUUAGUUCAGCUGGAAACCAGACUGUCUGGCUCUAACCUGGCCUUUUACCCACUUGUGUGACCAGUCCAGAUGUUGGUUUGUUUUGUGAUUACAGCASCCUCUAUCUAAUGCACAACAAAGGGCUUAAACAUUCAUCAUUUACUAGCUUUUCAAACAUGUAAGAACUGUUUUUUUUUUGUUUUGUUUUAGUUUUAAUACAAAUKUGUCCUUCAGGUUGCUAACCUAGAGACAACUAAGACAAACUGAUUUCAUUCCAAAAUCACUGCAGGAUAAAAGCAUCUCUUCAUCUGGGAGUCAUGGUUGUUUUAGUUUUUAUUUUUCUGUUGUCUUCUUGAAAAUACUUCAAAUUUGCCUUUAUUUAUAUUUUGUAUGAUGUCAGUCUGUAGCAAAUGAUUGUCCCUGCAGAACCUGACGGAUCAUUAGAGGAAGUGCAGUAUUAACCCUGGAGAUCCACCAAAUGACACUCUGCACCAUCCUGGUUUAGUUUUUUUUUUUUUUUUUUUUUUUUUUUUUUUUUUUUUUUUUUUUUUUUUUUUU
Messenger RNA from Austrofundulus limnaeus, 5308 nucleotides. Its product is annotated as ras GTPase-activating-like protein IQGAP1. Gene Ontology annotation, molecular function: actin filament binding; calmodulin binding; GTPase activator activity. Gene Ontology annotation, cellular component: nucleus; cell cortex. NCBI's taxonomy places the organism in Eukaryota, Metazoa, Chordata, Actinopteri, Cyprinodontiformes, Rivulidae. The record is from RefSeq and is a predicted model, not a curated record. Gene Ontology annotation, biological process: regulation of GTPase activity; mitotic actomyosin contractile ring assembly actin filament organization; positive regulation of protein kinase activity.